This is a messenger RNA of Cokeromyces recurvatus, 575 nucleotides long. Its product is annotated as F1 complex, delta/epsilon subunit of ATPase. Lineage: Eukaryota; Fungi; Mucoromycota; Mucoromycetes; Mucorales; Mucoraceae. Gene Ontology annotation, biological process: proton motive force-driven ATP synthesis. Gene Ontology annotation, molecular function: proton-transporting ATP synthase activity, rotational mechanism. The record is from RefSeq and is a predicted model, not a curated record. The transcript is spliced from 5 exons. The coding region runs from base 8 to 499 and encodes 163 amino acids.
CACAACAAUGAACAUUCUUGCUAGAUCUGCCCGUACUGCCAUUAAGCCUCUUGCUAUGGCCCGCUUUUAUGCCACUGAAGCUCCCGCUGCUUCCGAAGCUCUUCGUUUGACCUUUGUUGUUCCUCACAAGGCUAUUUAUAAGGCUACCGAUGUUCAUCAAGUAAAUUUAGCUGCUACUUCUGGUGACAUGGGUAUCCUUGCUAAUCACGUACCUACCAUUGAACAAUUAAAUCCUGGUGUUGUUGAAGUUAUCGAAAAUUCUGAAAUUACCAAGAAGUUUUUUGUUUCUGGCGGUUUUGCUACUAUUAAUCCCGACAAUUCUCUUAAUAUUAAUGCUGUUGAAGCCGUUCCUCUUGAAGAACUUUCCCUUGAGCGUGUUCAGGCAGGUCUUGCUGAAGCUCAACGUCAAGCUAGUAGUGCAGUUACUGAUAAGGAGAAAGCAAUUGCUAAGGUUGAAGUUGAAGUUUAUGAAGCUCUUCAAAGUGCUUUGUCAAAGUAAUUGUAUAAUACAAAGUUUUAUUAACUCUCUUAUAUACUCCUUUUUAUCAAAAAUAAACACAUAUUUAUAACGCUUU